Messenger RNA from Alligator sinensis (Chinese alligator), 2414 nucleotides. RefSeq names its product coiled-coil domain containing 22 (gene CCDC22). Gene Ontology annotation, biological process: positive regulation of ubiquitin-dependent protein catabolic process. Lineage: Eukaryota; Metazoa; Chordata; Crocodylia; Alligatoridae. The transcript is spliced from 17 exons. The record is from RefSeq and is a predicted model, not a curated record. Gene Ontology annotation, molecular function: cullin family protein binding.
GGGCAGGACUCCAUCUCCCUGCAUGCAGUGUGGAGCUUUAGGGAGGAGCUGGACUCUAUCACCCAACAUACACCGGGGCUUGCCUCAAUUUCCCAUCAGCCUUUGUGCCUGCCUAGUGACUCUGUUUUUAUCUCUCACUCUCUCUCUGGACUGCCUACAAGGAGGGGAACCCAGGCUGGCAGUUCCUCUUUCCUUCAACCCUUCCACCCUCCCAUUUCCAUCCCAGAGUUCAGAAAGAGCUCAAGUGUCUGGGCUCCCAGCUCCGUCUGGUCCCACCUCCCAGCCUCUGCAGAACCCAGGUGGCUCUGUGGGACCCUCCCAAGGAGCCUAGGGCCAUGGAGGAGGUGGACAAGAUCCUCAUCCACUCGCUGCGGCUUUUGGGCACGGAGGUGCCUGAGGAGGUGCAGUGUGUUGGGGACUUCAGCACGGAGCUGAUUGUGGAGGCCGUUGUGUGCUGCCUCCAUGUCAUUGACCCCAUGCUGGGCAUUGGCCUCAGUCCCAGCCUCCCGCCUGGCAUGUCAGCCCGGUUCCGCCUCGGCACCCGCCUUGCUCAGGCCUGCCAGGUGCUAGGGGCCCCCGGGGAUGUGGGGUACCAGACCUUCCUGUACAGCACAGAGCCUGAGAUCCGGCGCCUCCUGCUCUUCCUGGUGGAGAAGCUGCCGCGGGAUGAAGCUGAGGACCCUGGGCACCCUCAUGGGAAAUCAGCUGUGCUGCUCAGGGCCUUGGCAACCUGCAUCCAGGAGCAGCUGGAGACCCCAUGGGUGCCCCCUGCCUGCCGCUCUCCCUGGCUCCAGCGCCUGCAGGGGAGGGGUAUGUCGGAGGGUGCUCAGCUCUGACACUGCCUCUUGUCCACAGAGCGCCGGGAGUACUUUCAGGUGCUCUUGCCCCCCGUCCCCCAGCAGCUGCCCCCCUGCCCCGGGCCAGCCCCUUCCCUGAUGGAAGCUCACACUGCCCAGCUCACUGCCAAGCUGCCCUCCCAGGAUCAGACCUGGGGGCUGGGGGGCAACCGGCUGAGGCAGCCAGUUCCAGCGGGGCGGGGCAUGCCCCCAUUGCGGUGCCGUCUCCUGGAGCAGCUGCGCCAAGCUUGUACUCCCCUGGGCGGACGCCUUCCACCUGCCCCAGGGGCUCCAGACCUGACUCGGCUGCUGGGAUCAUUUGGGGCUGGGGGGGGCCUUGGGGGCCCCACUCUGACUAAGGGGUCCCGGUUCACUCGUGCCCAGCGCCUGGCCCAUCAACAGGGCCCAGAGACGCUCACGGAGCAGAUGCAGGUGGCAGCUGAAUCUCUGGCUUCAUCUAAGACCUCAGAGCAGGAGGUGCAGGCCCGGCAGGAAGAGGAGUUGGGAGCCCUGUGGGCUGAGCUGGGGCAGCUGGAGGCUGAGAUUGCUGGCUUGGGUGGGGAGGUGAAAACCCUGGAGCUGCGACUGGUGCAGAUGGAGACAGACGCAUCUCAGCGGCGCCAGGCCCUAGGGAGCCGGGAGUGGAGCCUGCGCCUCAAGCGUCGCACAGUGGAGCUGCUGCCUGAUGCAGACAGCAACCUGGCCAAGCUGCAGCUGGUGGUAGAGAGCAGUGCCCAGCGCAUCCUGGCACUGGCAGGGCAGUGGGAGCUGCACCGGCGCCCCCUGCUGGAUGAGUGCCGGCGCCUCAAAGGGCUGCGAGACACCCGCCAGGUGAGAAGAUCACGACGCCUGCAGGAUAUCAAGGCCUUGCAUGAGUGGCAUCGAAGUGCGGCUACUGAGGCCCAGCGUAAGGAGGAAUUGUACCAGCAGCUGGUGCUGGAGCUGGAGGGGCUGCCUCGUGCUGUGUCCCGGGCUGCCUACACCCACCGCAUCCUGGAGAUUGUCAGUAACAUCCGCAAGCAGAAGGAGGAGAUCAAGAGGGUGCUGUCGGAUACGCGGGGGCUGCAGAAGGAGAUAAAUGGUCUGACAGGGAAGCUGGAGCGGACCUUUGCUGUCACUGAUGAGCUUAUCUUUAAGGAUGCCAAGCGAGAUGAGUCGGUGCGAAAGGCUUACAAGUACUUGGCUGCACUUCACGAGAACUGCUCCCAGCUGAUUCAGACAAUUGAGGACGCCGGUAGCAUCCAGAGAGAGAUCCGGGACCUGGAAGAACAGAUUGAGAGCGAGUCAGGGGCCAAGAUGCCUGCCAGCUUGGAGCGAAUCCUGGGGGAUCUCCAGGCCCUAAGGCAGGAGAAUGCCAGUCUGGCUACCCGUACCCAUGAGGCCUGACCCUGCCCCCUCUGAACGCCCACUUGUCUCCCCAUAGUACUGCCAGACUUUGGGGACAAAGGUUACAGCUGCUUGGCCUCCCAUACUCAGUUGCCAGGGGGAUCUACUUUGCCUUCAUUGCCAGGAUGCAGCUGAUUCUGGGGCAUGGUGUUCAAUUGUAGCAAGUGUAAUAAAGUCCUCACUAUCUGCAGA